Molecule: messenger RNA, 2382 nt
Organism: Gossypium raimondii (Peruvian cotton)
Lineage: Eukaryota; Viridiplantae; Streptophyta; Magnoliopsida; Malvales; Malvaceae
Exons: 5
Coding region: 1-2382 (793 amino acids)
Biological process (GO): DNA integration
Molecular function (GO): nucleic acid binding
Source: RefSeq, a predicted model, not a curated record
AUGGUAUCAAGGUUGACUUCACUAGAAGAGUUACAUGUCGUACCCAAAAUUAAUCUCAACUUAUUGGAGUUGAAGUCAUUGUCUCGUUUAACUGCACUAUCAUUGAGACUUUCUACUAAUCAAAUUCCUCUAGAAGAUUUUGUGCUCCCUAAACUACAAAGGUACUCCAUAGUAGUUGGAGAAAAUUAUAGAUUCAAUCGGGAGGCGUUUAGAAGAUUGGAUAUUCAAGAUUUCUCAUCUUCAUUAAGUGCAUUUAACAAUUUAUUUUGCAAUGUGGAAGAGUUGAAUUUGAGGAAUGUUGGUGGACAAAAGAAUAUUGUGCCAAGCAUAGAUGAAAUGGGAGUAAAUGAGUUGACUUCUCUGCAGCUCAAAUCUUGCAAUGAUAUGGAAUUCUUGAUUGAUACAAAAAAUGAUCAAGGGUCAACUGUUGCAUUCUCUAAUUUGGUGGAAUUAAAUAUAGAAAGCAUGGUUUCUUUGAAAGGGUUGUGCUAUGGUGUUUCUCCGACUAGGUUCUUGCAAAACCUUAAGCAAUUGAUCAUUAAAGAUUGUGAGGAGUUAGAAGUGAUAUUUCAAAUAGAUAAACUUUCUGAAAAAAUGAAACGUCAGACACCAUUGCUCUCAAAUUUAACAAUAUUGAGCCUACAUUCAUUGCCGAAAUUGAAGAGGAUAUGGGAAGUAAAGCCAUCCCAUCGUGCAAUUGCAAGCCUCCAAAGUCUAAAGGUUGUGAGCAUUGAAUCUUGUGAUAAUCUGAAAACAAUCUUCUCACCUUGCCUAGCUUUAAGUAUGUUGCAUCUACAAGAACUUGAUAUAAGGUACAUCGAUCGACUAGAGCAAGUCAUUGGUUUUGGCGAAGAAGACGAGAUUAUUGAGAAUGACUCUCCUCUUUGUUGUUGGCCGAAAUUGAGGAUUCUUCGCAUAGAAGUUUGCCCAAAUUUGAAAUAUGUUUGUGCAAACACUUGGACUCAAGGGCUUCAAUCCUUGGAAUCUGUUUACAUAAGAGGUUGUUCUCAACUUAUACAAGUCUUCAACAUGGAACAAAAUAAGCAUGGACAAGAUAUUGUGCUUCCUGAACUUGGAUCACAGGAUUUGGUUCUUAGUAACGUGGGAAAUAGCCGCCAAUUAUGCAACAUUUAUGUUCCUGUAUUGAAUGAAGGUUAUAUAGUUGUUGGGAAUCAUGAAGAAGUAUUUCAAGUUCAAGGCGGGUACUCGUUCUCAAGCAUAAGAAGUUUUUUGUUGGCGAAUUUAUUUGAAGUGCGGGUUAUAUGGAACGAUUUUGCUCAAGUUGUAACCCUUGAGAACCUUACAACUCUAACACUAAAAGAUUGCAAGAAGCUAAGAUAUAUAUUUUCACCUAUGAUGGCUCGCAUUUUAUCACAUUUGAAGGAUCUUUUCAUCGAGGAGUGUGAGGAAAUAGAACGACUCAUUUUAGCCAAGGAUCAAGUUUCUUCAUCAUCAUCAAAUUGUGAUACUAGCCUCCAACCUAUGAGCUUUCCAAAUUUGACUCGGAUCACUGUUACAAAUUGUAAAAAUUUGAACAGUCUCUUUCCUUUUGGAUUUGUUCCUGUUCUUCCAAAGCUUGAAACUCUCAUAGUUAUAAGGAAUUCUAAAUUGGAACAAGUAUUCGAAUUAGAAGAUGAAGUGGAAGUGGUACCUGCAAAGGAGAUGAAAUUUGAUAAAUUAAAUUUUUUAUUACUUGAAGAACUGCCUGGCCUCAUUCACUUUUGUCCCAAAGGAUAUCAUUCUGUAUUCCCAGCAAUGAUAAGGUUGCAAGUAAGAGAUUGCCCUAAGUUGACUACUGGUUUCUUCAUUGAUUCACAGGAAUUUGUACAUUUCAAAACAAAGAAUUCUCAGUCCCAUUCUAGAUAUUCUUGGGAUGGUAAAAUGCUUCGAAGGAAAGGAAAGGUAGUGGUAGGUAAUGAUCCUAAUCUCAGAAAAGAGUCAUUCGAUUACUUUCACAGUGGCCCUACUAGGGGACAUUCGGGUGUACAUGCUAUGAGGCACCGAUUAUCAAGGUUAGUUUACUGGAAAGGCUUAUCCAAGGAUGUAAAGAUGUGGAUUAGAGAAUGCUCUAUUUGCCAAAAAUGUAAGGCUGAUCUGUUUGCUUCUCCAAGACUUCUACAACCCCUUCCCAUACCAUAUCGAGCUUCGGAGGCCAUUAGCAUGGAUUUUGUGGAAGGUCUUCCAAAGUCCCAAGGCAAGAAUGUGAUCCUUGUAGUGGUAGAUCGAUUAACCAAAUACUGCCACUUUUUGGCUUUUGUUCAUCCCUUCACAGCACUGACUGUUGCUCAAGAUUAUAUGAGGCAUAUUUACAAGCAACAUGGAGCCCCCAAGUCCAUAAUAUCCGAUUGUGACAAGAUUUUUGUUAACACUUUUUGGCAAUAG